Molecule: messenger RNA, 1283 nt
Organism: Drosophila rhopaloa
Lineage: Eukaryota; Metazoa; Arthropoda; Insecta; Diptera; Drosophilidae
Product: venom allergen 5.01
Exons: 3
Coding region: 17-1141 (374 amino acids)
Source: RefSeq, a predicted model, not a curated record
UACUAUAUUUAAUACCAUGAUAAAGUGGUUUCGGCUGCUAUGCAUUAUCUUGGUGAUUCAUGAAUCCACAAGUAAAUGGUGCCAACAAGACCUCUGCAAUGGCCAGCACGUCCUUUGCAAGGAUAAUGGGAAAUUUCAAUCCACUUGCCCCAGGGAUGCCACAGCCACCGUGAAAAUGAGCCAGGAUAUGAUUAACAUAAUCGUUGACAAACACAACGAUUUCCGCAAUAAGUUUGCCGGGGGUAUAGGUAAUCAUGCGAGGGCAGCGAGAAUGACUACCAUGCAGUGGGAUUCGAGACUGGCCACAGUUGCCGAUGCUCUGGUGCGCCAAUGUCAGCCCAUCAGAGAUCAGUGCAGCAGGACUAAAAAAUAUCCACACACCGAAGUCAGUUACUCUCUGGAAAAGUACUUCUGCAUGACAACGAAAAAGAACGCGCUGAUAAAACAACUUGAGUUAUGGUUUGAUCCAAACAGUAAGGAAGACGCGAAAAAAUUAUUUUUAUCUCUGAAGGAACAGGAGCAGGAGUUUUCGAAAAACUACUUUCAGGUUAUCCGAGAUCGAACCAAUCGUGUGGGCUGUGCGAUAGUUGAAUUUAUUAAGCCAAGCUUAGUCCACCAAUUACUCAAGUGCGUUUACAACUGUGGUGUGAGUCUCUGCGAGGACAACAAUAAUCCUGUCUACGAGCAAACUGAUAACGAGGCGACUGGAGAGUGUAAACGUGGCUCAAAUAUGAAUUAUAAAAACCUUUGUCACAAGGAUGAACUUGUCAAAAACUGCGAUGGCGGACAUCUCUUUGUCGUCCAUGGAAAUGAUGACGACUAUGAACCAAAGCCUACUAAAUAUCCACUUCCGGAAUAUAUAAUAGGUUUCUCAUUGCCACCAAUCCCAGACAACCCUCCUAUAGAAUAUAAAUCCAUGCCAUAUGACAAUAAUAAGAAAUCUGAUAGUCUGGCAUAUCUCAGAGAUUUUUCUUUGCCAGAAAUACCAGAUAACCCUUCUAUAGAUUUUAGAUCCAACCCCUACAAGGCAAAACAAAAACACAAAAUUGAAAAAAAUUCAACGCUUUCAUCGAUAGCAGGCAACCAUCUUAUAAAAUCAAGAUCCAAACUCUCUAAAGCAAAACAAAAUUUAAAAACUUAAGAGAUUGAACAAAAUCAACUAAAAUCAACUAAACUUCCAGCAUAGAUCAUAAUUUCUAAUAUCCAAUAAUACCAGACAACCAUGUUGUAGAAUCCAGAUAAGAACGGAAAUAAAAUAAUAAAUUUUAUUAAAAAAAACUUAA